AUGCCAUGUGAAAAUCAAUAUGACAUUUUCACUGCCAUUUGGGACCAACAUAUAAUGGACCAUAUUGUAAAAAAUACCAACAGGUACGCGGAAGAUGAAGUCAUAAUACUAGGUAAAGUUAAGCCAUGCUUACUUCUUUAUUAUAACAUCAUGAUGAAGGGUGUUGACAAAAAAGAUCAGAUGUUGGCCAUCUAA
This is a messenger RNA of Leptidea sinapis, 195 nucleotides long. RefSeq lists its product as uncharacterized. The transcript has 3 exons. Bases 1 to 195 code for a protein of 64 amino acids. The record is from RefSeq and is a predicted model, not a curated record. Lineage: Eukaryota; Metazoa; Arthropoda; Insecta; Lepidoptera; Pieridae.